This is a messenger RNA of Electrophorus electricus (electric eel), 1112 nucleotides long. RefSeq names its product transcription factor HES-5-like. Gene Ontology annotation, biological process: regulation of DNA-templated transcription. The record is from RefSeq and is a predicted model, not a curated record. NCBI's taxonomy places the organism in Eukaryota, Metazoa, Chordata, Actinopteri, Gymnotiformes, Gymnotidae. Gene Ontology annotation, molecular function: DNA binding; protein dimerization activity.
AUGUUAUCCAACUGGCUGCAGACUGUGAGAACCUCCACCAAACCCAAGACUCACGCGUUCAUAUGGAGAUUCGGGAGUAUAAAUAGAGGAUGGAGUUAGAGAGUUCAGCACAGCUCCAGUUUCUCCUCAAAGAGAACUAACAGAAGACACACAGCCAUGACUCCAGAUAUCACUGCAGCUAGGAUCUACUCCAGAGAACAUCUUCCACUUACAAAUAAGUUCAGAAAGCCAGUAGUGGAGAAGAUGCGUAGAGAACGUAUGAACAGCAGCAUUGAGAAGCUCAAGUCUCUCCUGGGUCAAGAGUUCCUAAAGCAACAGCCUGAUUCCAGACAGGAGAAAGCCAACAUCCUGGAGAUGACAGUUCAUUUCCUGAGACAACAGCAGCAGUCUCAUAUGGACUCUCCCUGCUCUACUGUAGCUAAUGAAGGCUACACCAGGUGUGUGCAGGAGGCCAUCAACUUCCUGUCUCAGUGUCAAGUGCAGACUGAGUCCCAGAGAAGACUGCUGAAACACCUCCUCAGCAUGCAGCCUUCCUUGGAGAAGAGCAGAAGUGUCCUGCCUCAGCUCAGCUCUCCAGCCUGUCAGAUCAACAGCAAAGAGGAGACUCCAGCAUGCAGUGCACUCUGGAGGCCCUGGAAGAGCCACCAAUGCCAUGCAGGCCAUGCCUGAUAGUCAGUGGCAUGGACAGUUCAACAGUGUAACUGUUAUUACAGUUAAAGAAGAUUAGUAUUAAUUUUACUGAAACAUUAGGUUUCUGUUAUCUGUAUUCCUGUUUGGGAAAAUAUUAUAAAGCUUAAAAGAUUCCUGUCUUGAACAGGCCAUAAUUCUGUAUCUCUCAGGAGUGCUUUUUUUUUUUUUUUUUUUUUUAAAUACCCUCCUAUUUUGGAAGGAUAGUACUUUUUAAUAAUAUUUUGUGAAAACAUCUCAGAUUGAGAUUAUGAGAUAUAGUGUUUAACUAUGGUUUUAUCUGUGAAUCGAUCCAAUGGAUCAUUUCAUAUAUUGAAUUAACUUGUAAGCCUGAAACAUUUGUUUCCAAGUGCCUUUCCUCUGUCAGCAAUGAUUCCUGUAUUCUUGAAUUUAAUCGCUGGAAUGUUCAUAAAUUAGAAUGAUAA